This is a messenger RNA of Rattus norvegicus (Norway rat), 2597 nucleotides long. NCBI's taxonomy places the organism in Eukaryota, Metazoa, Chordata, Mammalia, Rodentia, Muridae. The record is from RefSeq and is a predicted model, not a curated record.
UCCAGAAACUUUUUUUUAACAUUUAUUUUUACGAUGAGUAUUUUGCACGUAUGCAUGGUCAUUGUGUUCAUGCCUGGUACCCAAGGCAAUCAGAAGAGGGUGUCCAAUCUCCUAGAACUGGAGUUACAGAGAAUCAGUGCCCACACACAAGGUAUGUGGGAUGCCUAAAUUGUAUGGUGUGGGCAUCCGGGAUUCACUUUGCGUGGAGAAAGGACAGAGGUGCUCAUCCUUAGCGGGAACCAUCGAUCCUGCCCUAUGAAAACCUACUGCGUUAGUCUGGAGGGAUUAUGGCGUCUCUUUUGUCUGCAGAGGCUUGUGUACCCGCCCUGCCUCUGUCAUCCAGUCUUCUGUUUCUCCACUGAGAUUAAAGAGGCUGUCUUGACUGAAGUCUCAGAUCGCGGUUUCCCCAAAACCCGUUUGGGUCAAACAGUUGCUCAAAACUGUAGGUUAGAGGGUCUAGGUGGAGAAGGGCAGACACAGUGUCUUUAAAAAGUGGUAAAGUCCAGUGAUUUCCCUGAGGCAUAAGGCCUACAACGAGUUGUGGAACUGGAUGGAUGAUGAGCUGGGAGGCAUUGGGUGGGUGUGGCCUUGACUCCGCCCAGUCGCUCAGGGGCAAAUAAAAGCUCCACGCAGCCAUUGUGGGAUUAUGGCGUAGCGGUGUUGGGAUCCAUGCCUGUGACGGUGUGUGGCGCCAGGCUAAUCUCCCGGUUUGUUCUGAACUUGGGACUCAGCCGACAUGGAGCAGGACAAUGAGCAGCAGGCUAUGCACCAGUCUCCCAUGGAUAACGAGAUGUUGAUGCCAGUGUCGCAUAUGCCUGGGUCUUCUGGAAACAGCGGAUUUCAUCAGCCACCAGCCCCUCAAUAUUUACCAGAGUUGAUGAGGCCUUAUAUGGCCUCAGCUGAGGAAUUCAGAUGCAGUGAGGGAGGAUGGGAGCCACAGUUCAUUAGGUCACUACCUGAGAGUGGUGCGAGGUGCCCCUCCCAGCUGAUUCCUACACCUUCCCAGAAUUAUUGUCAGAGAUCGAUUGGGAGGGGAUCCCAUGUGAUGCCAGUCGGAAAUCCAGGUACUCUGGGAGUGGCCAUUUCCUUCAGUGAGAAUCUGAUGUCUCAGGGUGGCCUGUCAAGCCCAGCUUCCUGUGGAGUCUCAGUGAUGACCCACAGCAAUGCCCCAACAAUGCCUUAUUCUGUAUCCCCAACAGUACCUGCCACCACGGGCUCUUUAAAACCUGGAAUAUUUUUGGUCCCAGGCAUGCCUUCCGCUGAGACCCAUGCUGUGACCCCCUAUAUGAAUCAGAUGUUGCACUCGGUAAAUCCUGAAAUGGUCUCAGCUAGGUUCCAGCAGUUGCUACCUAUAGACUCCCAAGAUUCACUUGCGACCCAGUCAAAUGUCCAGGAAGGACCUUUCAUGUGUGAGCAGCCCACACCUGCUCCACAGGAGAGAGAGACCGCCAGUACUUCAAGAGGGGCAACCAGGAGACGGUCCCUAGUUUUAAGGCCUUACGUCUGCUCAUAUGAUGACUGUGGAAAAGCUUACACCAAGCGCUCUCACCUCGUGAGUCACCUACGCAAACACACAGGUGAGAAGCCCUACAUAUGUGACUGGAAAGGUUGUAAAUGGAGGUUCUUCCGCUCUGAUGAGCUUGGACGACAUAAACGGAUCCAUACCAGAUAUCGACCACAUAAAUGCGAUGAGUGUAACCGAGAGUUCAUGAGAUCUGACCAUCUCAGGCAGCACAAGAGAACUCACCUGCCCAAGUAAGACUUCCUGCAACCUCAAGCCAACUGUGGACAGACAGAUGGGACAGAUGGUCCUCUUGCUCCCGGUCCAGGAGCUUUAGCUCUCUUUCCUGUAGUCUCUAACCCAAGAUUCUGUUGCCCAAGACCAGAUCAUCUCUGGGGUAGGUGAAAGUUCAGAUGGAGACAGGAAGAUUAAGUGGUGGGGAGGCCCACAUGAAGCUCUGGACACCAUCUUGGAUUCCUCAAAAUCUGGUACCCCCACCCCCCAGAUGAGAAGGCAGGGCCAGAGAUAGGACUUGACUGCAAAGCUCUUACCUUCUGUCAACCCCAAGCAUGAAACUCUCUCGUGCCUGUUCCAUGAAGACCCAUGUUCUCUCCCUGGGUCUUCCACAGUUUCCAGGGCAGGACCAUGAGAAGGGUCUUUGAAUACUAGACUUUUUACAUCUUCGUGCUGGAAGAUACUGGACAUAAAGUGUGUACAGCAUCAGAUUCUCUGGCCUUCACUGUCUACAUGCCCAGAGUUUGUCUCUUCCCUCCACUCUUGCCUUGAAUGCCCGUUUCAAGACAUGGCAUCUGGCAUUUCAUGGGGCCACCAAAACCAAGCCUUGUGAGGAGACUAAUACGGAUGGGAGAUAGGAGAGAGGCAGGCAGCUAAUCUCCUCACCCCCAUGAAAGCACCGUAUUUCGAUGACAGCACAACCUGUGGGGAGACCUGCCAAAUAGAAGACAGGCCUGCAUCUUCAAGGUUGCCCAUUUUGGAACUGUUGCCUUGGGCUACUUCCCAUCCUUUCUUCUCCACUUGAUGUUCUCCUUCCUAUUCCUUGGCUUUGAAUGUCCCAAAUAAAAGCGUGUAGGCUGUU